Messenger RNA from Penicillium argentinense, 1335 nucleotides. RefSeq lists its product as uncharacterized. Lineage: Eukaryota; Fungi; Ascomycota; Eurotiomycetes; Eurotiales; Aspergillaceae. The transcript has a single exon. The record is from RefSeq and is a predicted model, not a curated record. The coding region runs from base 1 to 1335 and encodes 444 amino acids.
AUGAAGGCUACAGCCAUCAUUGAGUUGUCCUCGGGGCCCGUUGAGGCAUUGACUGUCGAUGGUCUGGUUCAUGCACGCGGGAUUCCCUACGCAAAAGCCCAACGAUUCGAACCCCCUCAGCCUCCCGAUGUCUGGAAUGAAACCCUUGAUUGCACAGAGCCCGCCUCAAUAUGCCCCCAGCUUCCAUCACGAUUGGAGUCGGUGAUGGGCCCCUUGACCAAGGGCCAUCGGUUAGAUGAGUCCUGCCUGCACCUCUCCAUCACUGCACCCAAAGAUGUCCACGAUGCUCCCGUCAUGGUCUGGUUACAUGGCGGGGCCUAUAUUUCCGGUGGGGGUGAUCUAGACUGUUACCAGCCCGUCGAUCUCGCCAAGAGAGGAAUUGUUUGCGUCAAUAUCACCUACCGACUCGGUGUGUUCGGGUAUCUCCGACUGGAAGGAAUUGCUCCUGCCAAUCUUGGACUCCUCGACCAGCGCGCUGCUCUUCAAUGGAUACAACACCACAUAUCAUGUUUUGGUGGAAACUCCCAGAAUGUGACUAUGGUCGGCCAGUCGGCAGGCGCUGAUUCAAUUAUCUGUCUGAUGGUUGCCGAAAAGACGACAGGCUUGUUCCAUCGCGCGAUUUUACUUAGUCCACCGCUAAGGGAGCUGGUUGAGCGAACACCUACAGGACACCUACUCUCCAGAAAGGCAGAGGAAAUUAUGACCAAAGACCCUAGAGGAAUGACUGUCGAUGAAUUGCUCACUUUGCAAAAGAACCUGUUGUUGGACCCGGUCCAGAACCAAGUUAUGCUAUUUGCUCCAAACCUUGGAUUUGAACCAUUGCCAGCAGAAGAAGAUUUUGAUAAGAAAGUCGCGAAAGCAGCCAAGAACAUCCCGAUCCUAAUCGGAUGGACUGCUCAUGAUGGUCGCCCUUUUGCUAGUAUGAUGGGACCAUCGAAUGUGCUCGGGCUCCCUGUCCUAGGUCCAUUUCUGGAGGCCCUGGGCACAUGGUACAUCACCCAAAGCUACUUCAAGUGGCCAUCACAAUGCUUUUCGCAGCAGGUAAUUGAUGCGGGAGGCUUAUCAACUACUUAUUCGUUUGGGUGGUCGGCCCAAGCAAGCUCGCUUGGGGCUUGCCACUGCAUUGACAUUCCAUUUGUGCUUGGAAAGUGGGAAACCUGGAAAUCAGCACCGAUGCUGAAUGGAAAAGAUACUCAACAAGAUCUGUAUCGAGUUGGGUCGCAUCUCAAGGAUAUAUGGUCAAGAUUCAUGAAUGGGGAAGUGCUGGAGAACAAACAUAUAGAUAUCGAGAAGGAAUCCAGUCCUAACCCAGCUAUUUUUAGUCGCUCACAGUAG